GUCCUCUCUCUCUCUCUCUCCAGUGGUGGGUCUUGAUAUCCAGGACGAGAUGGGUCGUCAUGAGGUGGGGCACGUAGACAACUCCAUGAAGGUUCCUCUCAACCACGGAUAUGGCUGUCGCUUCGAGGGAGAGUUCACUAUUAACAAAGUACCAGGUAACUUCCACGUGUCGACCCACAGCGCCACAGCCCAGCCACAGAGCCCUGACAUGACACACCUCAUACACAAACUGGCCUUCGGGGAGAAACUACAGGUGCAGAAUGUCCAAGGAGCCUUUAAUGCGUUGGGAGGAGCUGACAGGAUGGGCUCCAACCCUCUGGCAUCUCAUGACUACAUCCUAAAGAUUGUCCCGACAGUCUAUGAAGACCUGAGUGGAAAACAGAGGUUCUCCUACCAGUAUACUGUAGCCAACAAGGAGUAUGUAGCCUAUAGCCACACAGGAAGGAUUAUCCCAGCUAUCUGGUACCGUUAUGACCUCAGUCCAAUCACAGUCAAGUACACAGAGAAGAGACAACCCCUCUACCGGUUCAUAACUACGAUCUGUGCUAUCAUCGGGGGGACGUUCACGGUAGCAGGCAUCAUAGACUCCUGUAUAUUCACAGCCUCCGAGGCUUGGAAGAAGAUCCAGAUAGGAAAGAUGUCCUGAGGACAUUUCACUACGCUGUCCUGAGCACGCAUCACUACGUAUCACUACGCCCCUCAUAAAACAUAUUUAUAACAUCGGAAGGGUGUAUUUCAAUCAUCUACAGGAUUCCUCUCCUUUACCUGCUUCCUCUCCUUCACCUGCUUCCUCUCCUUCACCUGCUUCCUCUCCUUUACCUGCUUCCUCUCCUUCACCUGCUUCCUCUCAUUCACCUGAUUCCUCUCCUUCACCUGAUUCCUCUCCUUCACCUGAUUCCUCUCCUUCACCUGAUUCCUCUCCUUCACCUGAUUCCUCUCCUUCACCUGAUUCCUCUCCUUCACCUGAUUCCUCUCCUUCACCUGAUUCCUCUCCUUUACCUGAUUCCUCUCCUUCACCUGCUUCCUCUCCUUCACCUGCCUCCUCUCCUUCACCUGCUUGAAUAAUAAUAAUACCAUUUAGCUGCCGGUUGUUUCCUAAGCGACUUAGUCAUGUUACACAUUUUUCUUUAUGGGUGGCCCCAGCGGGAAUCGAACCCAAGUGCCAUGCUCUACCCACUGAGCCUUACAUUCCUUCAUCUGUCAGAGCAGAGGAAGGAAAGGAGACGAGGAAGCGACUCUAGACUAUUGAGAUGCACCCAGAGACUAGCAGUAUAUUUCCCCAUAUGACAACAGGAUGGAUGGUUAACUGAUUGUUUUUCAUAUGAACCUGUGCAGUCACUUGGGCAUGUCCAAAUGGCACCAUUUUACCCUUUAUAGUGCACUUCUUUUGGAGCCUCAUAAAUAGUGCACUUCUUUUGGAGCCUCAAAUAGUGCACUAUGAAUUAAAUAGGGUGGUAGAAUGAAUUAAUUUGUCAUCAAAUUUUCUCUCCUGUUACUUUCAAAUGUUUUUUUUUUUUACAUAUUAUUUUGUACUUUGUGACAUGAAGUGAAUAUAAACUCUUUCAGGUGUAAAAUACCACACUGUAACAUAACAUACUGUAUUUAUGAUUGAAUUGUGGAAUGAAUCAUACUGUCACAUCAAGCCAUUGGAAAUAUAUAAUGAAUCAAUUGUGCCUUAGGUCUUUUUUAAAGCCCAUGUCAUACAGUAUGUCUCCCAAAUCAAGUGUUUUCAGCUUUCUGGAUCGUUUGGUUUUUCAUUUCAGUGUUGACUGAACCAGGGUUUUCUUAUUGUCAUUUCAUAAUGCUGAAUCUAUUACGGUAUUGACUGAAUAAUGGACCGGUUCUAGAACUGGUCUUGGUUCUAGAACUGGUCUUGGUUCUUGAACUGGUCUUGGUUCUAGAACUGGUCUUGGUUCUAGAACUGGUCUUGGUUCUUGAACUGGUCUUGGUUCUAGAACUGGUCUUGGUUCUAGAACUGGUCUUGGUUCUAGAACUGGUCUUGGUUCUUGAACUGGUCUUGGUUCUUGAACUGGUCUUGGUUCUAGAACUGGUCUUGGUUCUAGAACUGGUCUUGGUUCUAGAACUACAACGUGGUCAAUGCUUACUGCCUUGCCCCGCCCUCUCUCCUUUUUAUAGAAAGUUUCCUGAAUCCAUUGUGACUGACUGUGCUAUCUGUUCAAUGUCCUUGUGUCCAAUCCAUUUAUGAAGUUGUUUUUGGUUUGAUCUACUUUCUGAAAACGUUCAAAAGGAUUUGGACGUCUUUAUUUUGUUGCCAAAAAGAGAAAAGUAAUAGUAUUUUCUUAGUUUCUUCUGUUUUACUGAAUGUAAACGUGUGUAUUCUUUUGAUUGUAAUUGAUAACAAUCGGUAUUAUCCGUUUGAUGUUGUUACGGGGUUUCUGUGGGAAGGGAGGGAACUGUUUAGUUAUAAGGGCUAUAUCCCAAAUGUUACCCUAUUGCCAUUGUAGUGCAUGACUUGUAGAUCAGGGCCCAUAGGGCUAUCAUCAAAAGUAGUGCACUACACAGGGAAUAGGGUGGCCGUCAUUAUGUUCUUUAUCAAUGGUCUCAUCACUACCAUGACAACUAAGAUGAAGUCCAUUGAUAAAUACAAGUCUUUAGAACUGCUAUUAUUGGACUAGGUCAGACAUUUUCCUGUCAUGAAAGAUGAUGUGUGAUCAAUGCAACAACCAGUAAAGUUACUUUAGCAACCA
This is a messenger RNA of Salvelinus fontinalis (brook trout), 2708 nucleotides long. Its product is annotated as endoplasmic reticulum-Golgi intermediate compartment protein 1. NCBI's taxonomy places the organism in Eukaryota, Metazoa, Chordata, Actinopteri, Salmoniformes, Salmonidae. Gene Ontology annotation, cellular component: endoplasmic reticulum membrane; Golgi membrane; endoplasmic reticulum. The record is from RefSeq and is a predicted model, not a curated record. Gene Ontology annotation, biological process: retrograde vesicle-mediated transport, Golgi to endoplasmic reticulum; endoplasmic reticulum to Golgi vesicle-mediated transport. The transcript is spliced from 6 exons. Bases 50 to 646 code for a protein of 198 amino acids.